Molecule: messenger RNA, 1266 nt
Organism: Prunus avium (sweet cherry)
Lineage: Eukaryota; Viridiplantae; Streptophyta; Magnoliopsida; Rosales; Rosaceae
Source: RefSeq, a predicted model, not a curated record
CCGCCUCUGCCCUCUCGGGCCUAUCGAAUCAGAAAUGUUCUUUUAGGUGUUUUCAUGGGUCCCGGACUAUUGUUGCUACUCGUGGGUGCAUGGUAUGCAUACAAAGUCAUAAAAAAAAGGAAAAACAUUAAACGCAAGGAAAAGUUUUUCAAACGAAACGGUGGUUUAUUGUUACAACAACAAUUAUCAUCAGGGGAAAUCAAUGUUGAGAAAAUCAAGUUGUUCAAUUCAGAGGAGUUGGAGAAGUCCACUGACAAAUUCAACAUUGAUAGAAUUCUUGGCCAAGGAGGCCAAUGUACCGUCUACAAAGGAAUGUUUGCAGAUGGAAGAGUGGUUGCGAUAAAGAAGUCUAAGAUAAUAGAUGAAGGUCAACUUUCAGAAUUCAUCAAUGAGGUUGUGAUUCUUUCACAAAUCAAUCACAGAAAUGUGGUUCAACUAUUGGGUUGUUGUUUAGAGACGGAAGUUCCACUCUUAGUUUACGAAUUCAUACCGAAUGGAACGCUUUCCCACUAUAUUCAUGAGCAGAAUGAAGACUUUCCACUUACAUGGAAAAUGCGGUUACGAAUUGCAACAGAAAUUGCAGGAGCUCUGUCGUACUUACAUGGUGCAGCUUCGUUUCCUAUAUAUCACAGAGACAUCAAAUCUACCAACAUACUCUUAGAUGAGAAAUACACAGGAAAAGUUGCUGACUUUGGAACUUCAAGAUCAAUUGUGAUUGGCCAGACACACUUGACCACCGUUGUACACGGCACAUUUGGUUACCUGGACCCUGAAUACUUCCAAUCAAGCCAAUUUACGGAGAAAAGUGAUGUCUAUAGUUUCGGAGUUGUUCUAGUUGAGCUCUUGACCGGACUACAACCAGUUUUUGCAGUAACCGGGUCACAAGAAAAAGAACACAGAAGUCUUGCCACUUGUUUCAUUAUUUCGAUGGAGGAAGGCCGACUAUUUGACAUUCUUGAUGCUAGGGUUGUGAUGGAGGGCUCCAAAACAGAUAUCACAACUUUUGCUAACCUUGCAAAGAGGUGCUUGGAUUUGAAUGGUAGGAACCGCCCCACUAUGAGAGAGGUCACAGCGGUGUUGGAGGCCAUUCAAAUGUUGGUUGAAAAAUCUUCUAAUGCUCAACAUAAUUACAAUGGGGUUCAAUCUGCUAUAAACGACACGAAUGAGUAUUUGGAUGUUGUUUCAUGUUCAACAGAGUCAGCCUCGGAUGCGGGCCCAAAUUCAACAUCUGAUGAGUUUUGGCGAUCAUCUUCUGAGACAUGGUAA